CUAUCCCAGUUACAUUAAUAAGGAUCCACCAUGAAGUUGAAGAUCCGUCUCCCAAACCCAGGCCUGGAUGACAGGAUCCCAUCUCAUAAAGACCUGGAGGACAUGGAGAAGCAGGAGGCUGCAGACAGGCCCCAGUGGGACAACAAAGCCCAGUAUCUGCUCACCUGUGUGGGAUUCUGUGUGGGACUAGGCAACGUCUGGAGGUUUCCUUACUUGUGUCAAAGCCACGGAGGAGGAGCGUUUAUGAUCCCAUUCCUUUUCCUGCUCAUCUUUGAGGGUAUCCCACUGUUGUACCUGGAGUUUGCCAUUGGUCAGCGUCUAAGGAAGGGCAGUGUCACGGUUUGGACUGCGAUUAAUCCCUACUUAGCAGGUGUUGGUAUUGCAUCCAUGUGUGUGUCAUUCUUGGUGGGCAUGUACUACAACACAAUCAUUGCCUGGGUGAUGUGGUACUUUUUCCACUCCUUCCAGAGCCCCCUCCCAUGGAGCCAAUGCCCACUCAAUGACAAUCGAACAGGUCUAGUUUCAGAAUGUAAACGUAGCUCUUCAAUAGACUACUUCUGGUACAGAGAGACCCUGAACACCUCAGAGACCAUAGACGUGUCUGGAGGCCUGCAGUGGUGGAUGGUGUUGUGUUUGUUUUGUGCUUGGGCUGUGCUCUAUAUCUGCUGCAUAAGGGGGAUUGAGACAACAGGAAAGGCAGUCUACAUCACCUCUACUCUGCCAUAUGUGGUCCUCACUAUCUUUCUUAUCAGAGGAUUGACCCUUAAAGGAUCUGUAGAUGGAAUCAAGUUCCUCUUCACACCACGUGUCAAGGAGUUGAUGAAUCCAUCAGUGUGGUUGGAUGCAGGAGCUCAGGUUUUCUACUCUUUCUCCUUGGCCUUUGGAGGGCUUAUCUCAUUCUCCAGCUAUAAUCCUGUUCACAACAAUUGUGAACAAGAUGCUGUUAUCAUCGGUAUUAUAAAUGGCUGUACAUCUGUCUUCGCUGCCACUGUUGUCUACUCCAUCAUUGGCUUCCGGGCAACAGAACAGUUUAAUACUUGCCUUAAUGAAAAUAUACUGAUGCUGCUCAAUGCAUUUGAUCUUGCUGAGGGGACCAUCACAGAGACCAACUACGAUGAAAUGCUGCGCAUGCUAAACAGUACAACCUCAGGGUUCAACAUCAUUCAGGGGCUAGACCUGAGCACUUGUAACUUGGAGACUUUUCUCAGUGAUGGGGUGGAAGGAACAGGUCUGGCUUUUAUCGUGUUCACAGAGGCCAUCACAAAGAUGCCAGUUUCUCCUCUCUGGUCUGUCCUCUUUUUCAUCAUGCUCUUCUGUCUUGGACUCUCCACCAUGUUUGGAGCUAUAGAGGGAGUGGUCGUUCCUCUGCAGGACCUGAAGAUAUUCCCAAAAAAGUGUCCUAAAGAGGCGCUUUCGGGAAUUGUAUGUCUUCUGUCGUUCAUGAUUGCACUCAUCUUUUGUCUGCGGUCGGGUAAUUACUGGUUAGUGCUGUUCGAUAGCUACGCUGGCUCCGUCCCUCUGCUGAUUAUUGCCUUCUGUGAAAUGACAGCUGUAGCCUACAUAUAUGGAAUAGAUAGGUUUAAUAAAGACAUUGAGUUCAUGAUUAGACACAAACCAAACAUCUUCUGGCAGGCCAUGUGGAGACUGGUCAGCCCCUUGAUUGUUUUUGUCAUUUUUGUGUUUUACUUCAUCACUAAAGUCAACGCUGAACUGACCUACAUCAGCUGGAAUCCAAACUCGGCAAACUUCCCGAUAUCGGAGAUAUUAACAUAUCCUAAGUGGGUUUACAUUGUUAUCUUUAUUCUUGCUGGAGUUCCCAGUCUAUUGAUCCCAGGAGUUGCUCUAUUCCGAUUAUUCCAAAGAUGCUGCUGCAAAAGAAAUCUGUACAAGUAGAAUGACCUAUGUUCACCAAGGAACCACAGUCUAAUGAUUGAACUAAACUGAAUUAUUCUAAUUAACAUUCACAUUUACAUUACACAGUUGUUUUUCUCUGGGCCUGCUGGGUUCAUCCUU
This is a messenger RNA of Sphaeramia orbicularis (orbiculate cardinalfish), 2013 nucleotides long. Its product is annotated as sodium-dependent neutral amino acid transporter B(0)AT1-like. Gene Ontology annotation, biological process: nitrogen compound transport; neutral amino acid transport; sodium ion transmembrane transport. The record is from RefSeq and is a predicted model, not a curated record. Gene Ontology annotation, molecular function: neutral L-amino acid transmembrane transporter activity. Lineage: Eukaryota; Metazoa; Chordata; Actinopteri; Kurtiformes; Apogonidae. The transcript has 12 exons. Bases 31 to 1893 code for a protein of 620 amino acids. Gene Ontology annotation, cellular component: brush border membrane; apical plasma membrane; plasma membrane.